AUCUGAAACCUAAGUCAUUGACAAGCCAUUCACUCACUCUCACUUCCAAACAUCUCUCACAUGCAAGCCAAGUAAGAAACCAAAACCAGAGAAACAAAGCACAACUAUUUCGAGACCAAACUCUAUGGCUCUUAAAUUAUGUCUCACACUCUUUCUUCUAACCAUCACACUCACAGCUCAAGCCUGUCCACCCUCUGACCAGGCAGCAUUACAAGCCAUCAAAGCCGCUCUCCACGACCCAUCUCUAGGCAUCUUCGAUACGUGGACCGGCGACGACUGUAACGCCUAUUAUGGCGUUAGCUGCGACCCGGUCACUGACCGGGUCGCUGAGAUCACGCUUCGGGGCGAAUCCGAAGACAUUAUGUUGCAAAAGACCGGCGGAUCCGGGUUCAUGUCAGGUGCGAUUUCGCCUGCUAUAUGCAAUCUUGAUCAGCUCAAUACGCUGGCUGUUGCGGAUUGGAAGGGCGUUUCCGGGGAGAUUCCGGCCUGCCUGACGUCACUUUCCGGCCUUCAGUUCGUUGAUUUGGCCGGGAAUAAUAUAUCCGGGGAGGUCCCCGCGGAUAUCGGGAAGUUGAACAAGCUCACAUUUUUGAGCUUGUCGAAUAAUGCGAUAUCCGGAAAAAUUCCAGCGUCUAUCGUUAAUUUAUGGAGUUUAAAACAUCUCGAUUUGAGUAAUAAUCGAAUUUUUGGGGAGCUUCCGGGUGAUAUCGGAAAGCUCAAAAGAUUAAAUCGAUUGUUACUGAAUCAGAAUCAACUGACCGGGUCGAUUCCAAGUUCGAUCACAAAUAUUCGGAGUCUAGUCGACUUGGAUUUGUCUAUGAACCAAAUUUCCGGUUGGGUCCCGUUUCAACUAGGUACCAUGCCGGUUCUUUCUUCUCUCAGUUUGAAUAAUAAUUUGUUGUCGGGUGAAAUACCGGCUACUUUACUGAGUAGUUUCGGCUUAAAUGUCGUUAAUUUGAGCCGAAACUACUUUGAUGGUUUUUUACCCGACGUUUUUCAUCCGAAAACGUAUUUUCUCUCCUUCGAUAUAUCGUUCAACAACUUAAAAGGCUCGAUACCGCAAACAAUAAAAUCGGCUAUGUUUUUCGGACAAGUGGAUUUGAGCAAUAAUCAUCUCUGCGGCCUGAUUCCGGAGGGUCUGCCAUUUGAGAAGCUAGAAGCCGCUUCGUUUGAGAACAAUGAUUGUCUGUGUGGAUCUCCUCUUCAUGAUUGCAAGGGCUAGAAGAGCGAGAACAAUGGAGGGCACUUGUAAUGCAUUGCUUUGUUUAAACGAGAGAUAUUGUCAUCGUUAUCUAUGCAAGCGAUUGCUGUAUGAGUGAUUGUUUGUUUGAUAUGUUCUGCAGAAGGUUUACGAGUGACCUGAUGGUUUUAUUUUACAGAAAUAAAUGUAAAUUUGUUAAGUUGUUGCAUCUCGACUUGUAAGUAUUGUUUCAAAAUAUAUCCUAAGGACUUGAGUUAUUUACUGUAAUAUUAUUGGCAUUUCAUUUUC
Messenger RNA from Daucus carota subsp. sativus, 1489 nucleotides. RefSeq names its product DNA damage-repair/toleration protein DRT100. Gene Ontology annotation, molecular function: protein binding. Bases 125 to 1222 code for a protein of 365 amino acids. The record is from RefSeq and is a predicted model, not a curated record. The transcript has a single exon. NCBI's taxonomy places the organism in Eukaryota, Viridiplantae, Streptophyta, Magnoliopsida, Apiales, Apiaceae.